UUACGUAUUUGUUAUUACUAUUCGUUUUCAUGAAUAGUAAAUCACAGUCACCAGCCGGCCCUAAUAAUUCAGAAUCAUCUCAACACGUCUCAUUGAGGGUUGUUCCCCUGAUAAAACCAUGCCUCCUUGUCAGUCCUAUGAACUACCCUGAGGGCCUAAUAACAGAAAUUUCCCAGAGUAAACCAGGUGGUGUCAACACUCAGUUAAGUUCAGAAAAUAUACAUAUGCCUGAAAGUAUCUCCCCUCACAUCUACAGCGGCAUCUUAGAUUCUCUACAACUCCCUAAUAGUCCAGAAUUUUUGCUUGGGGAGGAAUUGCGUUUUUAUGUUCACUUCUCUAACGAUUCAGACUUGCUGCUAACAAAUGUCAGCUUGAAAUGCAGCCUGGCAAAUACCAAUGGAAAUUCUUUGAUUUGCCUCAUAGACACUACGGCAACACCACUUCACGAAUUUAAACAGUCAUCCACACAAAGUCAGAUUAUGAAAUUUAAGGCCAAGGAUGCUGUAACUUAUAUUUUGGCAUUGUCUAUCCAAUACACACUUCCGUCAGGCCAGCAGCGAGCCAAUCAGAGAUACUUUAAAGUUCCUGUCAAGAACUCGGUGUCUAUCCAUUCCGAACUAUUAGAACCUCUUUCACGCCGAGAACUUCUAGUCAAAACCGAGAUUACCAAUUUGACCAGCAACCAUCAAUUUAUGGUCACGGAAGUCAACUUCCUAACGACUCUAAGUCUCACAGCUACAAACUUAACCCCUGGAAAUGUAGACGAUGGGUUCGGACAAAAGAAUGUCUAUAUUUAUUCAAUAGUCCCUGAAUCGUCAAUACAGCUUCUCCACUGUCUGACCUCGAAAGAUCCCAUUUUUCUAAAGGAAUCUGAUGUUCUGGGAUACGUUUCGUUACAUUGGUAUAACACGUGCGGAUCUGAGGCACACAUGGAUUCGAAUGCUAUUAUUUAUGAUAAACCCGAAUCUGAUGCCCCCUUUAAGAUAAUUGCCGUCAAUACACCACCCACAGCUAGUAUUUUACGAGUGUUUGAUGUCACUUUAACAAUCAAAAAUGUAAGUCAGUCUAUUAUUCGUCCAAGACUUAUACCCGUCGAACCAAAUAUGGCUCAAGGGAUUAUUUUGAUGAAAUCUGUAGGUGAUUACAACCAGCCAAUUCCUCCUGGGGAAAGCAUAUUUAUGAAAUUGGAACUGAUGCCAUUGGAAAUGGGAAUGCAAACUUUAGAUAAAAUUCGAUUGAUAGAAACAGAAGUUGACAAGACCUACGACUUGGGUCCACUUUUAACCGUCUUGGUUGAAUAAAAAAACCUUGGACGGAGAAAAUUAGCACCUUGGGCUCUUGCAACCUCAAAGACAGAAGCUUUCGUGCCUUGGUCAAGUAUAAUGUUUUGGUCUCUGGCAGCGAGUGAAAACACCUUUGCUAGCAAAAGGAUCAAUAUGCGCUGCUAUCUUUUAUUUCAGCUUCAAAUUCUACCUGGUUGUGUGCGCAGAGAUACAGAGGUACUCAACGAUGGUGCCAAUCUAAAGCAAUAUUAUUAUUAGUACGAUUGAUUUAUCUUUAGUGUGUAGCACUUGGCAAAUUUGUAAAGCAUCUUGUAUGCACAAAAAUACAACAUAUACGAACAAAAUGCUAUGGCUGA
Schistocerca gregaria is the source of this 1639-nucleotide messenger RNA. RefSeq names its product trafficking protein particle complex subunit 13 homolog. The transcript has 4 exons. NCBI's taxonomy places the organism in Eukaryota, Metazoa, Arthropoda, Insecta, Orthoptera, Acrididae. The record is from RefSeq and is a predicted model, not a curated record. The coding region runs from base 30 to 1301 and encodes 423 amino acids. Gene Ontology annotation, cellular component: TRAPPIII protein complex.